Blastomyces gilchristii SLH14081 is the source of this 2199-nucleotide messenger RNA. RefSeq names its product APSES transcription factor Xbp1. The transcript has 4 exons. Bases 1 to 1458 code for a protein of 485 amino acids. Lineage: Eukaryota; Fungi; Ascomycota; Eurotiomycetes; Onygenales; Ajellomycetaceae. The record is from RefSeq and is a predicted model, not a curated record. Gene Ontology annotation, molecular function: DNA binding.
AUGACGUCUAUUGCCUCGCUCCUUAACCCAGAACCUGAAGCGCGAGAGAUAUAUCCCCAACAGCUCCCCACACCUUGUCCCAGUCGCUUUUCAAGAGAGUACCGCCAGUCACCCCCGCCAAGGCAGAAGAAGCAGAAGGUGUCCAAGGAUGCUGCCGUGUUCACUCGGGGUAGAACGCGGGGAGAGCUGCGAUAUCCUCCAUGCGAGUAUCAGAAUCCAGAGCUUGCUGCAGCGCACAAAGAAUUCCAAAUCCAUCCCAUGGGUCAUAUCACCGAGUAUCCAAGGCAUAUUCCGUAUAAUAGCGAGAAGAAGUCAUUUUUAGAGAAGACAGGACGGGAGAGUUUCGAAGUGUUCCAGUAUACCUUCAAAGUUCCCGGCGACGAUAAGACAUAUACCGUUAUGUGGGACUACAACAUCGGCCUCGUUCGAACUACCUCUUUGUUUCGAUGUAAUAACUACUCCAAGACAGCCCCAGCGAAAAUGCUAAAUGCCAACCCUGGUCUCCGCGAAAUUUGCCACAGCAUCACAGGGGGGGCACUAGCGGCCCAAGGAUAUUGGAUGCCCUUCGAAGCAGCCAAGGCCGUUGCAGCUACUUUCUGUUGGAAGAUCCGCUACGCCCUGACACCCCUUUUUGGUGUGGAGUUUCUCACAAUGUGCAUUCCCCCCGACGAUCCGAGGUUUGGCAGAUGGGUGAUCGACCAGUCCAUAGUGCGCGACGCGGCGAAUUCAGCUAAACAGUAUCGACUUCUAGAAGGGCGUUCACGGAGCAAUACAAACCAGAUGCGUAGCUUUGCUGAACCUUACCCGCGCGCAAAUCCCAAUGAAUCCAGAUGGAGCAGGAAGGAACUUCGAGCAAAGCCGGUUCAUUUGAUAGGAGUAAGAGUCGGGGCCAAUAGAGAUAGGGAAUACACCGCCUACACUGACGCCGGAGGUGCAUACUGCCUCUCCCCAUCCAAACCAUGGGAUAGCCUCUACCCUCCAGCAAGUACACCACGGACGACGGGAACCAGCCAGUCCCGGAUACCCUCUCCUCAGACAAUACUCUCCUCCCUUAGUAUUAUGCGGAACAAGACUGCAAAGCUAGUGGACGACAUGGAUAUGGAUAUAGAUGUCAACGAUGAGACAGAGCCGGAGGAGUUAGAGGAUUCGGCAGAGAGCACACCCACCGAGCAGGUGUUGCAGUAUGACUCGUACCACGAUACGGAUAACGAGAGCUAUGAUGGUGACGGCGGUGACGAGAAUGUUGAAACUGAAGCCAGCCCUGAAGGCGAACGUGAACGUGGGGGCUCAUUACCUAAAAUCUCCAACAAGGAAAUGGACGAAGCUGGCGACGCCAAACGGCGUAGUUCGCCUUUACCCCUUACAAACGAUGCGAGGGCAGCGUAUAUGCUUAUGAGGUUGCAUAUGCAGGAUGUAGUGCGUGUGGAUGAGAGGAAGAGGAGGCGGGCUUCAGCGUAGGGGGGAUAAAAGGAAAAAAAGAAAAAAAGAAAAAAAGAAAAAAGAAGACAACAUUCCCUAAAGUGCUCUGCUGGUAUGUUGUGGACACGAAAUGAUAUUCCUUGACUUUUAUCGGCUGACUUGAGGGUAAGGUCUUUUUUUUUUGUUGAUCUAACUAUCCAUGAGUUUAAAGUAGGCGACAAGGGGUUGGUUGGCUAUACUGGCUUACACCUUACUUGUGCAUAGCAGCGGUGGGGUGGGUGGUUUGCUUUGGUCUCUUUUUGGUCUCUUUUUUUAUCGCGCACCUAUUGGAGAACUACCUCUUCAGGUACUUACAUUGGGAAUUGCGCAACGUUUACGUGGGGCAUUUCUGUAUGUUGGGUGUUGGAGGAGUACGUCCGAUGGUAUUAUUCUGUCAUUCGCUUUUUCAUUCUCGUUUCCCCUUUUUUCCUGGUCAACUACCUUACUCUCCUUUUUCCCCCUUUUAUUUCGUAUUUCUUUUGUUCAGCUUUUUGCAACGAUGUGACGCCUAGCAAUAUGCGCUUUAUUAUUUCAUGCUUCAAUUACUUAAAUUUAUUCGCUGGUACGGAGUAUUUGGGUCCUCCUCAUACGACAUAUAGACAUAUAUGGAUGGUAACCGUUAAGGGAAAAAAGAAAAAAAAAAUGGAAUGAAAUUACAUACCACCCAUUCUCCCUCCCUCACCACCGCCUUUUAAUUAACAAUCACUAAUUUCCCCUCCCUAGUCAUCCUUGAUAGACACC